AUGUACAUAGAGGACAUGUCCCGCCUUUUCAAGCGCGCUGACCCCAACAUGAGUGAAGGCAAGGAGGUGCACCAUCUCAUGCAUGGGGUCACCUUGCUGCUGGUCUUCCUGGGGAGGCUUCGCCGCAGCCUUCCACCAUCAGGCCUCUGCUGCGCCCUCUAUGGGGCACUGACCGUCGCCGCCGUGGUUGACAUGGUUCGUUUUCUCGAGAGGAUUCAUAACGCAGAGGAUAUCCACAUAAACGACGUGGAACUUCGUGGGCCGGUAAUAGUGGUCAGCGUUUUGCUAACUUUCACCACUGUCGGGAACUUUGUCAUCGCCGGUCUCCAAGACACCGUGUUUGCCAAGUCCGCCAGCGUCAAGAUACCUUCCGGUCCGAAGAACGAAGAUGACAUGUCACCCUUCGGAAAGAUUAUUGCUGCUGCGUUGUUCCCCCUUUUUCGAGAGCAGCUCCGUGGAAGCAAAGACAUGGACUCUGCAUUUCCAGAGCUAAGGCGGGGAAUGAGGUGCAAGGAUUUGGUGACGUACCUCAACACUUGCAUUACACGCGGAAAGAAGGACGUCAUCCGUCGUCGCGUCUUCUUGAAGUCCAUGAUAGGUGUCCUCUGGGUGGACGUGGUCCGAGUCACCGUCUGCACCCUGGCCUACUACGGUUGCCUGUUCGCCAGGGUUCCAGCACUCGAGCUGCUGAUGGCCAGCUCCACCCGGGGAGACAUGACAGCGGCGGCCAUCUUGUUAGUGGCGGUCAGCGUGGCGGAAUACCUUGUCUCGGUCUACCACAUGGACAUAAUCAUCGUGUUCGGCUGCCGCAUGCGAGCCAUGAUGCAAGGGGCCAUUUUUAACAAGGCCGUCCACAUGCCGGCGACCAUGAGGAGCACCUACCCUACAGGCUCGGUUGUGUCCCUGCUGGCCGUGGACUGCGGGACGCUCGCCUUGAGCAUGAUGGUGUUCCCCAUGCCCCUCGGUGGACUGGUCACUCUACCCGUGGCGCUGUGGCUCCUGGCCGAGAGAGCGGGCACGUACCCCACGCUCUGCUGCUUAGCCUGGAUCCUACUCGUCUUUGCGAUGCCCUUCUGCGCGUUCAGGUUCCAGAAGAAGUUCUGGCAACGUCAAAUGAAAGCCCGCGAGGAGCGCAUUAAGAGUCUGUCGGACCUGUUCGCUUCCAUCCGAACGGUGAAGAUGUACGCCUGGGAGGAGGCCCUGCAGGAGACAGUACAGCGUCUGCGUAAAGUGGAGCUCUCGUGGCUCUUUCGGGCGAAUCUGCUGGACGGCGUACUUGAUUCUGUUUACACGGCCUCCACCUCUGUGCUGACGAUCAUCCUGUUCUCGGCGUUGUACUUCCUGGAGCCCGACAUGCAGCUGACGCCGGAGCUGUCCUUCUCGUGUCUGUACCUGCUGUUCGUGACGGAGCUGACGCUCUGUUCGACGGCGCUGAUCUUCAGGAAUGGACGACAGCUAGCUUUGGGUCUCGGACGCAUAUCAGAGUUCUGCACUGAGAUGGAUCAAGAAGAACACAAGGAGAAGGCUACCUACGAAAUUUACAGGAAGGCAGGUGAGCUGCCGUCAGCAACGACAGCAUCAGUAUACCACUGCUCGCAUCUCACAUGA
Molecule: messenger RNA, 1608 nt
Organism: Dermacentor silvarum
Lineage: Eukaryota; Metazoa; Arthropoda; Arachnida; Ixodida; Ixodidae
Product: ATP-binding cassette sub-family C member 4-like
Exons: 11
Coding region: 1-1608 (535 amino acids)
Biological process (GO): transmembrane transport
Cellular component (GO): membrane
Molecular function (GO): ATP binding; ABC-type transporter activity
Source: RefSeq, a predicted model, not a curated record